Tremella mesenterica DSM 1558 is the source of this 660-nucleotide messenger RNA. RefSeq lists its product as uncharacterized. NCBI's taxonomy places the organism in Eukaryota, Fungi, Basidiomycota, Tremellomycetes, Tremellales, Tremellaceae. The record is from RefSeq and is a predicted model, not a curated record. Bases 1 to 660 code for a protein of 219 amino acids. The transcript is spliced from 6 exons.
AUGUCUGAUCGCUCAGUUAGUGUCGCUGGACCUAUCACCGAGUUUGUCAAAGUUGCUUUUAGUUUGACAAUGGAUGCCAAAGUAGAAGGUGUUGUCCUUGAUGGAAAGAAUAACGCAGUGAGGGUUCCCAUCCCAACCCUACCAAGUGCACCAAAGUUAGCAGCCAUUGGUUUACCUACUCCCGACGGAUUGUUGCAUACUCCGUUCAACACCGAGGAUGUGGCACAGUUCGGGGCGCACGAAAACCUCACCUACGGCAGUCGUGCCACAUCCAUUGGUGUUGGUCGGAUAAAAGCUAGUAAGUGCGAGUUUGAAGGGGAUUCGGUAGUCUUCUUAGAUUUUAUGGUCUUGCGGGAGAGAGUUUCUAGUAAUCCAGAGUACAUUGAUGCUGUAGUAUCUUUCCCCCGUCCUAAGAACCUGAGGGAGAGUAGAGGAUUCAUGGGAAUAGUAAUGAUCUGGCUAUGUACUACUACCAGCGGAGUUUACCGCUGUUGUAUAAGGAGGACACGUGAUCGUACUACCUACUUCCAAUGGGCAGAUGGGCUCUUGAGGAGGGCAGACUAUCACCCUGGAAAAGGAAGUACUGUGGUGCAAGAGAGCAACCUUAUUCAAGGUUUGCCAAAGUUUGACGAACUUAACGGAACUACCUCUGGGUUAUAG